Tilletiaria anomala UBC 951 is the source of this 3245-nucleotide messenger RNA. RefSeq names its product glycoside hydrolase family 5 protein. NCBI's taxonomy places the organism in Eukaryota, Fungi, Basidiomycota, Exobasidiomycetes, Georgefischeriales, Tilletiariaceae. The record is from RefSeq and is a predicted model, not a curated record. The transcript is spliced from 3 exons. Gene Ontology annotation, molecular function: steryl-beta-glucosidase activity. The coding region runs from base 1 to 2958 and encodes 985 amino acids. Gene Ontology annotation, biological process: ergosteryl 3-beta-D-glucoside catabolic process.
AUGUCUUCCCCCACCGCCGCCGUCGCCUCUGGCCCUUGUUCGGGCCGUAAGGUACCUGCCAAAUCGCCCCUCACUGGCAAACAAGUUCUGCCGUACUACCUGCACGCCUCGGACGCCUACUUUCGCGACGUGCAUGGUCGCGCCGUCCUGCUGCGUGGCGUCAACCUCUCCGGCUCGUCCAAAGCGCCAUUGGGACAAUCCACGUUCGAUGACCCGAAGGAGUUUUGGGAGAAGGCAGAGCACGGCGGCGAGUCGUUUGUCGGUCAGCCACUGCAGCUCGAGGACGGCAGUGCCGACGUGCACCUGGCACGUCUCUGUGCGUGGGGAUUCAACUGCUUUCGAUACGUCUUUACCUGGGAGGCGCUCGAACACGAGGGACCUGGAAAAUAUGACCACGAAUUCAUGGACUACACCGUCGAGGUCCUGCGCAAAGUCAAAGCGUACGGUUUCCGCGUCUUCAUGGACCCGCACCAGGAUCUCUUCUCACGCUUCACGGGCGGCUCCGGCGCUCCAUAUUGGGUCCUACCCGCGUGCGGCAUCGACCACCGUAACAUCACCGCGACGCAAGCUGCCUUCUUGCAGUGCGAGUGGCCCUCGCCUGAGGAACCCGACCCACAAAACUUCCCCAAGAUGCUGUGGGCGACUAACUACACGCGGCUCGCCGCCGCGACGCUCUCCGUCUUCUUCUUUGCCGGGCGCGACCUGGCACCACGCUGCGUGCUCGACGGAAAGAAUAUCCAGGACUGGCUCCAGGAGCACUUUAUAAACGCUUGUCGCGAGCUCGCACUGCAUAUCCACAAUGCCGGCGAUCUUGAGGACAUCUGUGUCAUCGGCUGGGAUAGCAUCAACGAGCCCAACGCGUGCUACAUUGGCCUCGACGCCAUCGACGUCCUCCCGGACAAGUGGCUGCUCAAGAAGGGACCCAUGCCAACGCCGCUGCAGAGCAUGCACCUCGGCGUCGGCCAUAAGCAGGUUGUCCAGGACUGGGCCUUCGGCGCACUCGGGCCCAAGAAGCAGAAGGACGUCGAGGUGGAUCCAAAGGGCAAGUCCCUCUGGCUCACCCAUGACGAAGACAUUGCCAGAGGGGGCUCUCGCUGGGGGUGGGAACGCGAUGCCGCGUGGCCGCUCGGCACGUGCCCUUGGGCAGCGCAUGGCGUUUGGGAUAUUGAAACUGGGCAGCCGCUGCUUCGCGAUUAUUUUAAAUACUACCGCGGUGGGAGUGAUUCAAAAGAUUGGCGGCCGGUCGAUUUCGUCGAAGACUACUGGCUCCCCUUCUGGCGGGCGUACGCCAAAAUGGUCCGAUCCGUUCACAAGGAAGCGAUUCUGUUUGUCCAACCUCCGGUCUUCGAACCGCCACCGAAGAGCAUGGGUGAGGCAGAUCUGCAGUCGCGCGCGUGCACUUCGCAGCACUUUUAUGACGGCCUCACGCUGAUCACCAAGCAUUGGAACUGGUUCAACGCGGAUGCCGUCGGGCUGCUGCGCGGCAAGUACCGCAGCGUCCUCUUCGCUGUCAAAGUCGGCCAGCGCGCCAUCCGUCAAAGCAUGCGCGAUCAGCUCGGCUACUUGCGCACCGAUACGCUCACCGUGCUCGGCAAGUACCCUACCUUGAUUGGCGAGAUCGGCGUCCCGUUCGACAUGGACGACCGCAAGACGUACUAUGGUGACAACAAGGGCAACGGCAUCGGCGAUUACUCUCAGCAGACGACCGCGCUGGACGUAUCGCUCAACGCAUGCGACGGCACCAACAUGCUUAGCUUCACCGCGUGGAACUACGAUGCGAGCAAUUCGCACAAAUUUGGCGAUCAGUGGAACGGCGAAGAUUUCAGCUUCUGGAGUCAGGAUGACGUCAAGUAUUCCCCAAGCGCCGCAACGCGGACAUCGAUGCCCGCGGUGCUGGACGCCGUCAGGGCGGCCGAUUCAGCGUCCGACAAGGUAGAUGACAGCCUGGCCACCGUACAAUCUAAGUCCCUCUCAUCCCCAUCCGCCUCCUCUUCCUCUUCAAUCCCCGAUGUACUACAGCCUUCUCGGCCGCCUUUGACACGGACUGACUCGUCCGCAUUGAGGCUAGACGGCGUCGCCAAGGAAACGGAUGGCGUGCACAUCCCGGCGAUCACCAACGGCUCGCGCGCCGCACAGGCCUUCUGCCGCCCAUAUCCGAUCGCAACGACCGGCACGCCGUACGAGCUCAACUUUGACAUCAAGACGUCCAGUCUGUCCUUUGCGCUCGACUUGGCCGCGGACGACGCGCGGAUGGACGCAGAGGGAAAGGACCUCGCAACGGAGAUCUUCAUCCCGUUCAUUCACUACGCAGCUGAUUCGGUCACAGGCGCAGCAAGCGGCAACGUCAGCGGCAGCGGUCAGAAUUCCCCGUUCUGUACUUCGCGCUCCCGUGUCAACACCCUGACGAAUGCGAAUGGGCACCUAGCAGCAGGAACACGGAAAGCACCCACGGUUCUGUCGAAAUCCCUCGACUCGCUUAGCCUCGGACCCAUGCCGUCAUUAGACUCGUCUAGCUCGACGCCGUCCAUUUCAUCAUCUUCUUCGUCGCCGCAGCGUAAUGGCAUGGCGCUGUACUCGUCCGCACAGAGCACAACUACCAGCUCCUCUCUCAGUCUGAACAACAUCACCACAUCAGAUAGCUCCAAAGGAAAAUUGGCCAGUUCGCAACAGCAGUCUGUGCGCGGCAGAAGAGCAUCUGCUGCUACCGCAAUAUCAGAUGCGUGUUACGCGUCGAGCAAAGACGAGUUCUCCAUGGCGCUAGAGGUGCAAGUGUCAGCAGGAAGCUGGGAUAUCGAGCCUGGCACGCAAGUUCUCAGAUGGUAUCUCCGAGACGCAGCCCCAGGUCGACACAGCCUGCAUCUGAAGAGAGCAGGCGGGCCAAUCGCACUCAGUCAGAGCGCUUCGGCGUUCAAAUUGCUCGUCGAAUCCGCAAGCUGCAUGGGGUCCUUGAUCCUCUGAAACGAUUCCUUGCACUUGUAAUACAAAAUUUUGCAACAUCAUUAUAGUGGCGAGCGCGUAGGUGGAUUGAGAGGGGAGCGCGGAGAAUUGCGAUUACUGGGAUAUAUUUGCGAAUGAAGACAGGGUCCGGAUCAGAAUAUCAUGGGGCCGAAAAGGGCAGAGCUGGCCGCGGCCGUUACAAAAUCCUCCUGGGGCAGGUUGAGAGGGAACACGUCGUCCUUGUCCAUGCUGCCGAGUAGCUCCUCGAUCUGCACAGUGUCAAAGUCGACAGGUGGUAGACCAUGGUU